AGGUGCGUUGUCUUUGUUUCGUCGCCUCUCUCUCUCUCUCCCCGAAAUUAUAGAGAGAGAAGCUCCAAUUCCAAAACCCCAAAGCUGGCUGCCUCCUUUCCAUCUCUCCAGUUGCCAUCUCUGAAGGAGACGAGUGCACUUCCAUUUGAUUUGAGGAGCUAUUCGCAGUACCUACCGUCUCCCAGAUCUGGUCUUCGCGCCCAACUCCAACAGAUUUGUAGGUUGGCAUCAAUUUUGACGUUAAGGAUUGUGGUAAUCGAUUCUAUUACGUUUACCUUAGUCACCCUUCGGGCUACAGCAUAUACACCUCACCUCAUGGCUGCAAAGAUUCUUGCAAAUUUCAUUGUAAUGGGCUCUGGGAUUUUGGCCAGAGCUUUUGUUCAAGCAUACCGUCAAGCACUUGCAAAUGCCUCAAAAACUGGCGUUGCUCAGGAGACAAUACGGAAUGCUACGCACAGAGCAAGCAAAAUCAUGACACAGCAAGAAGCAAGGCAGAUUCUUGGCGUAACUGAGCAGUCCACAUGGGAGGAGAUUGCGCAGAAGUACGAUAAUCUAUUUGAAAAGAAUGCUAAGAAUGGGAGCUUUUACUUGCAAUCCAAAGUACACAGGGCCAAGGAGUGUUUGGAACCUUUAUAUCAACCCAAAGACCGGACGACGACUCUUGCUGGUUGAGAACGCAUAUGUUAUGGGAUCAUCUUUUUUUGUGCAUUACUGGCACCUUGGAAUUUUGUAUAGCUAACAAAAAUUCUACUGAUGGAUGAUGAACUCAUUAAUGAAUGCCGAGUGUCUGGAAUUUCUUUUA
Molecule: messenger RNA, 802 nt
Organism: Diospyros lotus (date-plum)
Lineage: Eukaryota; Viridiplantae; Streptophyta; Magnoliopsida; Ericales; Ebenaceae
Product: mitochondrial import inner membrane translocase subunit PAM16 like 2-like
Exons: 5
Coding region: 316-672 (118 amino acids)
Biological process (GO): protein import into mitochondrial matrix
Cellular component (GO): TIM23 mitochondrial import inner membrane translocase complex
Source: RefSeq, a predicted model, not a curated record